AAACCCCGAAGAGAGCGGGAUGUUAAAAUUCCAGGAAAGCUGGAGGAAAAGCUGGAGCAGCCCCGGGGGGAAAGCACCAACAUUUUGGGGUGGUUUAAAUUAAGCCUCUGGGUUUGCCAGUUCUCAGCCCUGUCAGCCGUGCGACCCUCGGGGCUCGGCCUGUGCCUCCAGGUAUUUGUGCUCGCACAAAGGAGGCCUUGGAGCCUUCGGGAGGCAGAACCAUCCCCGGCGGCCCUGCUGGCCCGGAGAGCUCCUAGCCCAGGCACACCCGGCUCAGCCCGGCAUUCCCCUUGGAUCCGAACCCCCGGGAUGGUGCGGGGUGCGGGAACGCGCUUCUGAUGAUGUGCUUCAUCCUUUUGUCAUAGGACUUCAUUUGCUGAAAGGAAAACUAAAGGCCGCACCAAUGGAGCACAUCCAGGGAGCUUGGAAGACCAUCAGCAAUGGGUUUGGGCUGAAGGAUUCUGUCUUUGAUGGCCCCAACUGCAUCUCCCCCACCAUCGUGCAGCAGUUUGGCUACCAGCGCCGGGCGUCCGACGAUGGCAAAAUCUCGGAUACGUCCAAAACCAGCAACACCAUCCGCGUCUUCCUGCCCAACAAGCAGCGCACUGUGGUGAACGUGCGGAAUGGGAUGACCUUGCAUGACUGUCUCAUGAAGGCACUGAAGGUCAGAGGUCUGCAGCCAGAGUGCUGCGCAGUUUUUCGACUUCUUGCUGAACCGAAAGGAAAGAAAGUGCGCUUGGAUUGGAACACAGAUGCUGCCUCCCUGAUUGGAGAGGAGCUGAGAGUGGACUUCCUCGACCAUGUCCCACUCACCACACACAAUUUUGCUCGGAAAACAUUUCUGAAGCUUGCCUUCUGUGACAUCUGCCAGAAGUUCCUGCUCAAUGGCUUCCGCUGUCAGACGUGCGGCUACAAAUUCCACGAGCACUGCAGCACCAAGGUGCCAACCAUGUGUGUGGACUGGAGCAACAUCAGGCAGCUCUUAUUGUUCCCAAAUUCAAAUAUCAGUGACAGUGGUGUCCCUGCACUACCUCCCUUGACAAUGAGACGGAUGCGGGAGUCUGUCUCCCGGAUACCUGUUAGCUCCCAGCACAGGUAUUCUACACCUCACGCCUUCACUUUCAACCCAUCCAACCCUUCCUCUGAGGGCUCUCUGUCCCAAAGGCAGCGCUCCACGUCCACCCCAAACGUGCACAUGGUCAGCACCACGAUGCCCGUGGACAGCCGCAUCAUCGAGAAUAACAGCCUGAAUGCUUCUCCCAGCUCCUGGUGCAGACGCUUUUGUUUGAGGGGAAGAGAUGCAAUUCGAAGCCAUAGUGAAUCAGCCUCACCCUCUGCUCUUUCUGGAAGUCCUAACAAUAUGAGCCCAACUGGCUGGUCUCAGCCUAAAACCCCAGUCCCAGCCCAAAGAGAGAGAGCCCCUGGAUCUAACACACAAGAAAAAAACAAAAUUAGGCCUCGUGGACAGAGAGACUCCAGUUAUUACUGGGAAAUAGAAGCCAGUGAAGUGAUGCUCUCCACCAGGAUAGGCUCAGGCUCUUUUGGGACAGUUUACAAGGGCAAGUGGCACGGGGAUGUAGCAGUGAAGAUCCUAAAGGUUGUAGACCCAACCCCAGAACAGUUCCAGGCUUUCAGGAAUGAAGUGGCUGUCCUGAGGAAGACCCGGCACGUGAACAUCCUGCUCUUCAUGGGCUACAUGACCAAGGACAACCUGGCCAUUGUCACUCAGUGGUGUGAGGGCAGCAGCCUCUACAAACACCUGCACGUGCAGGAGACCAAGUUCCAGAUGUUCCAGCUCAUCGAUAUCGCCCGUCAGACCGCGCAGGGCAUGGACUAUUUACAUGCGAAGAACAUCAUCCACAGAGACAUGAAAUCCAACAAUAUAUUUCUUCAUGAAGGCCUCACAGUGAAAAUAGGAGACUUUGGUCUGGCAACUGUAAAAUCCAGGUGGAGUGGAUCCCAGCAGGUGGAGCAGCCCACGGGCUCCAUCCUGUGGAUGGCCCCCGAGGUGAUUCGGAUGCAGGACAGCAACCCCUUCAGCUUCCAGUCAGAUGUCUACUCCUAUGGAAUAGUGUUAUACGAGCUGAUGACAGGAGAGCUGCCCUACUCCCACAUCAACAACAGAGAUCAGAUCAUUUUCAUGGUUGGCAGGGGCUAUGCUUCCCCAGACCUCAGCAAGCUGUACAAGAACUGCCCCAAGGCCAUGAAGAGGCUGGUAGCAGAUUGUUUGAAGAAAGUCAGGGAAGAGCGACCUCUGUUCCCACAGAUCCUGUCGUCCAUCGAGCUGCUGCAGCACUCUCUGCCCAAAAUCAACCGCAGCGCCUCGGAGCCGUCCCUGCACCGCGCCGCCCACACCGAGGACAUCAACUCGUGCACGCUGACCUCCACCAGGCUGCCCGUGUUCUGAGCUGCUCCUGCCCUGCUCCUGCCCCUGGCUGGGGCAGCGCGAGGAGCUCGAGCUGUGCCUCCAGCCUCGGGGGCCAGGCUCCUCCGGCAGGACCCUCCGCGUCCCAUCCUACAACGAAGCUGCUACGGAUUCGUGCAGUUCUGGGCCUGCAGGGACACGGCUCCUCAUUGCCUUUGCUACCAUCUCUUGUUCUGGGAGAGGUAACAGACUACAAAUCAAGAGAUCUAUUACUAUUUUUUUAAUAGAUGCACUUGAGCCUUAUUUUGCCCUCCCCAGAAGCGACGGCCGUUUCUUUGGCAGUGGUUCUGGCUGGGUUUGCUCUGUGCUCAGUGAGGGGGCUCUGAGGACGGGUGAUGUUCUGGUGCUCUGACUGCCCCAUGCCAAGCGUCACCUCACCCUGGGGAGUUGUGCCUGGAGUGGGAAGAGGAAAUAACUCUGGAAAUCGGCUCCUGCCUAAGAGCUUCACCAAGCCAAUGAAAUAAGUUCAAAUGCUAAUUCAACACAAAAUAGUUUUGCAAUAGUUUUGCACAUAGAAGAAAAACUCUUGCAAAAGGAUGGAAUCUGUUGUGAAUUGUCCUGCUCAGAGAAGGAGGAGGUGAGCCAGUCCUGCUUUGGUGACCUUGAGAAGCCUCCCAGCUGCCUUUGGUACUAUGGACCUGUUGCUGCAGCCCAGGCAGGGUGGGUGAGGAGUGCUGGGCUGGGGCUGGCAGAGGCUGAGGAUGUUCCACGUCCUGCAGAGGCUGCAUCCCAGCGGGAGCUGUCCAAGAGAUGCACUAGCAAGAGGAAACUGAGCAUAUACAGUUUUUCUUGUUGAUUUGGGUUUUAAUUUUGUUUUUAUUGCUCCUGAGAAAAUGCAUUUAUUGUAAGCCAAGGUUCCUCUGAUUAUCUUAUUUUAAUAAAAUAAAUUAAAUUUUAGGUUUAA
Motacilla alba alba is the source of this 3329-nucleotide messenger RNA. It is a transcript of the gene RAF1, whose product is annotated as Raf-1 proto-oncogene, serine/threonine kinase. The record is from RefSeq and is a predicted model, not a curated record. Lineage: Eukaryota; Metazoa; Chordata; Aves; Passeriformes; Motacillidae. Gene Ontology annotation, cellular component: cytosol; plasma membrane; mitochondrion. Gene Ontology annotation, molecular function: protein kinase activity; ATP binding. Gene Ontology annotation, biological process: protein phosphorylation; signal transduction. The coding region runs from base 404 to 2407 and encodes 667 amino acids. The transcript is spliced from 19 exons.